Molecule: messenger RNA, 1777 nt
Organism: Drosophila serrata
Lineage: Eukaryota; Metazoa; Arthropoda; Insecta; Diptera; Drosophilidae
Gene: Adat1
Product: Adenosine deaminase, tRNA-specific 1
Biological process (GO): tRNA processing
Molecular function (GO): tRNA-specific adenosine deaminase activity; adenosine deaminase activity; RNA binding
Source: RefSeq, a predicted model, not a curated record
GCGGUAUAAAUAAAUAAAUUAUUUUAAAGAAUGUGUGCUAAUGGGAUCGACAAACCGUCCUUACAAGAUAUAGCAACGAUCUGCUUGGACAAAUUUAAAUCACUGCCAAAGACCGGCAAACCCACUUUGAACCAGUGGACAGUUUUAGCCGGGAUUGUAGAGUAUAACCGAAAAACUGAUAGCCUUAAAGUGGUGGCUAUCGGCUGCGGAACAAAGUGCAUUGGUUCCUCCAAAUUAUGUCCCAACGGCUACCUUCUGAACGAUUCCCAUGCCGAGGUUCUAGCGCGUCGAGCUUUCCUGCGAUAUCUGUACCGAGAGCUGAAGCAGGAGGGGAUUUUUCAGUGGGACAGCAAGCAAAAGCGCUACAAGAUCGAUGAUCACUUGGAAUUUCACUUUCUGAGCACUCAGACGCCCUGUGGCGAUGCCUGCAUACUGGCUGAGAGUGAUGGAGAAAAGCCGGCCAAGCGUAAGAGACUGGAUGAAGAAGCAUCCGAGAUGGUUUAUACUGGCGCCAAGCUGAUACGCGACCCCGAAUCGGAUGUAGCGUCCGAUGACAUGCAGCAGACGCCAGGAGCGCUGCGAACCAAACCAGGACGUGGAGAACGCACUUUAUCCAUGUCGUGCAGUGAUAAACUUGCGCGCUGGAAUGUGCUUGGAGCGCAGGGCGCUUUGAUAGACUCGCUGAUCACCAAGCCUAUCUACUUCAGGAGCCUUAACUUCUGUUGCUCCGAUGCCCAUAGGGAACCCUUGGAGCGGGCCAUCUUCAGGCGUUUCGAAGACAAGUCGUUCCAGCAUACCAGAUUUCAGCCCCAAAAGCCACAAAUACGCAUUGACAAUAGUUGUGAACUAUCAUUUGAGCACGCUCAGCGUCUAGAUUUGCAGCCUUCCCCCAAUGGCUUGGCUUGGUCGCUUCUGCCAGAAGAACUAAGACCCUAUGAUAUUUCUGUUAACGGAACGCGACAAGGGGUAACCAAGAAGAAGAUGAACACAUCCCAAGCUGCCUCGGCAGUUAGCAAAUACAGCCUAUUUAAAUCCUAUCAGGAUCUGCUUUGUUCCAAUCCAAAAGUCAGCGACAUCCGAUCACAAAACGUGUUAGCUUUAGAGCACAUAUCGUAUUUAGCCAGUAAAAAUUUGGCUGUUGAGUAUCAAUUGGCGUGGGAACAAUUAAAAAGUUGUUAUUUCCUUCAAUGGACAAAUAAACCCAAGGAUUUGCUGAACUUUACUAUUAGAAAUGUUUAGUGGAAAAGGAAAUAUGCUUUUUAAAUCCCUCAAGUAAUGAUUAAAGCUUAGGAACUGUUGGAUCAAAUUACAAUUGCAAGCGUUAACCGAAGCUACCUUCCUUUCUUGUUAGUUUUAAUAUUAUAUACAUUUGUCAGUGUUGAUUUUAUAUUUCUUUUAUAAAACUGAAUAGGGAAAGACUUAGUGUCACGUUCGCAAGGGAACGUUUCAAUCAAUAAUACGACUAAAAAAAUAUAUGAAACAGUUGUAAUGUAUGAGAAUUAUAGUUUAUGAAUAACUCUUUAUAUUUUCUCAUUUCAAACUCAUUUUUUUAUUUAAAACAAAAAAGAGAAAAAAGGGGAGAAAGUUUUUAAACCUUUACCCUUUUGAUAACAAAGUAGAGCAAAUGCCCAUCCUAGGUAAUAAAGUUCCGUUGGAAACCGAAGGUAAUGAUUCUUAAUGAGAAGCGCUCAUACUACAGGUAAGGAUGGUAUAAAAGCAUUAAAAAGCAUCUAUAUGGAUGCCUUUAGCGUUAAGCCCACCCUAUAUAAAUAUGUAA